AUGCCCGGAAUUCUACCCAUGAAGGUCAUCAAGGUGGGCACCAGCUCCCAGAGUCGGAUAGCCCAGGCUUGCGACCGGUGCCGGAGCAAGAAGAUCCGCUGCGACGGCAUCAGGCCGACUUGCUCGCAAUGUGCCAACGUUGGCUUCGAGUGCCGCACGAGCGACAAACUGAGUCGCCGCGCCUUUCCUCGCGGCUACACCGAGUCUCUCGAGGAGCGCGUUCGCCAGCUGGAAAACGAAGUCAGAGAACUGAAAGACCUACUGGACGAGAAGGACGAGAAGAUCGAUAUGCUGUCGAGGAUGCACGGGAACCACAGCCACGCGGGUCAUCGUAGCCCCUCCGUCACGGCGUCGGCGCAUUCACCGGCAUCCGCCGCCGAUGCAAGGAAAGAUGCCGGGACCCCUGUGAAAGAGGAUACUUUCCGCGUGCAGGCGUCGCCGUUGUUGCUCGGCGUCGAGAACUCGGAUUCGUACUUCAUGGGGCCGUCAAGCGGCCGUGCCUUUAUCGAGGCGUUUAAGCGCAAGAUGCAAGAGAACGGCAAAUCUUGCUCGGAUUUCAACCCGGAAGCCUUUUUGCACAUCCAGGGCUGCCAUCCCCUGACGACAAAGUCGCCGGACCAGUCUCUGAAGGUGCCCCCGCGUCUGUUUUCCGACCGCUGCGUCAACGUCUACUUCCAAGAAUGGGCACCUUUGUUCCCUGUAUUGCACAAGCCGACGUUCCUACACAUCUACGAGGAAUUCGUCUCCGACCCGGAAAAGGUCAAGAACAGCCACAAGAUCGCGCAGCUGUAUCUGGUCUUUGGAAUUGCCGCGCUGGGUAGCGACCAGCCCGACCUCGAGCAGAUCGCCGCAUGCGAGCAGCAAUGGCAUCGAGCCGUUGAGGCCGUCCUCAUGGAGAACACCAUGGUCACUCUGCAGUGUCUCGAGCUGGCACUCCUUUACUGCAUAGUGAGGGCGGAUUACAAGCGCCUUCAACACUACAAGGGCAUCGCCGUGGGCUUGUCCCACCGCCUCGGACUCCACCAGAGUCAGAAGCGUUUCUCGUUCGGCGCGCUCACCAUCGAGACUCGUAAGAAGGUUUUCUGGACGCUCUACACAUUGGACUGCUUCUCUGGUGCCAUUCUCGGCCUGCCGAAACUGCUCAAGGAGGAUGAGAUACACACAGAGUACCCGUCAGACACCGACGACGAAUACGUGACCGAGAAGGGCUUUCAACCGACUCUUCCCGGCGAGUACACUCGUCUGUCGAGCGCUCUCGCGCUCUUCCGCUGCUGCCGAAUUCUCGCCAAGGUCAUGGAGAAGAACUACCCGGCAGCCACAUCUCACGAGCUGUCGUUGCAACAGAUGUCUGCCAUGGAAGCCGAACUCGACGAGUGGUGCGAAUCUCUGCCUACCCAUCUCAAACUCACCUUCAAGCAAGACAAGCCUUCGACAGACGUCACUGGAAGCCGGUCCCCGUUGCUCGCGCUUGCAUACUACUACACCAAGACGCUCAUCUUCCGUCCCGCUGUUGGGUCAUCGCUUGGCCACAAGGCGGCGCCUGCGAUGAUGUCGAUUGCCGAGUCCGCCAAGCACGUUGUCCAAAUCAUCCAGCUGCUCGAGGAACGCAACAUGACCUUCUCCUUCUGCCUCAACAAAACAGAUACGCUUGUGACCUGCAGCAUCACUCUUCUGUACCAGAGUUUCGAGUUGAAGCAGGACAGCAAAAUGAUGAAGGAUGUCGAGCGCCUCGUCAACAGCGUCCUCCAAAUUCUCACAAAAGCAAAGGCCCCGGGCUCUUUCGACCUCAAGCGCGUAGCCGGCAUCCUCGUUCGACUUGACGAUACCAACCUGCCCACUCCGCCACCACAGCAGAUUCCAGAGGCAUCUAUGCCCGCGCCGCAGAAGUCGUCGCCAUCCGCUCCAGCCCCCAAGAAAAAGUCGCCUUCACAGACCCUCGGUCGCUUGCCGAGUGCCUCCGCCAGCGAUGGCAACUUGGUCCAGCAACAGGAGAAGAUGCGUCGCAUGACGAUGCCCAGCAUUCAGAACCGCCCGGAGUUGUAUCGAUCACGUUCGAAGACGUCGUUCGACAGCCCUCAACAGCAAGACAUGGCCGCGCGUCGCGACCAGCGGCUCUCCAUGUCCCAGAUCGCCAACCGCAUCCGCACAUCGACGAAACAGAAUCUCGACUAUCUUUCCCUCAACAGCACGCCCAACGGCUCCUUGCCAUCGUCUCCGACCACUGCACGGCUACACCAGCACAUCCUCGCCGCUGCCCACCAUAACCUCUAUGCUCAGCACCACCAGCAACAACAACAUCAGCAGCAACCGCACAAGGCUUCGGGUGUGUCCUCAUCAGAGUGGGAAGCCCUUCUGGGCUCCAUGGACGGUGGGCUGAACAACGUCUACGACGCUAUCUACGGCGGUGGAGGUGGCGCCCUGCCUACCAUGGGCGAGACGCCGGCGUCGUCCUCGACGGGGCUGGACAGCUGGAGUCCGGACUCGUGGGACCUGGCCAACUUCAACAUUGGCGACUUCGGCACGAACCCUGCGCCGCCGCAGAGCGUGCUGAGCGUGAGCGAGGAGAGCCUCAGCUCGGGAGAGGACCUGGCAACGAGCGAUCUGAACAUGAGCGUCAGCAGUCUGGAGUACCGGAACGCGCUGCUCGCAUCGUGCGGUGCGAAUGGAGACGGGCUGUUUCUUGAUGGGCUAGAUGGUAAUUUUGGACUGUGA
This is a messenger RNA of Colletotrichum higginsianum IMI 349063, 2712 nucleotides long. RefSeq names its product fungal specific transcription factor domain-containing protein. Gene Ontology annotation, biological process: DNA-templated transcription; regulation of DNA-templated transcription. Gene Ontology annotation, molecular function: DNA-binding transcription factor activity, RNA polymerase II-specific; DNA binding; zinc ion binding. The record is from RefSeq and is a predicted model, not a curated record. The transcript has 3 exons. The coding region runs from base 1 to 2712 and encodes 903 amino acids. Lineage: Eukaryota; Fungi; Ascomycota; Sordariomycetes; Glomerellales; Glomerellaceae.